Molecule: messenger RNA, 2376 nt
Organism: Plodia interpunctella (Indianmeal moth)
Lineage: Eukaryota; Metazoa; Arthropoda; Insecta; Lepidoptera; Pyralidae
Gene: Hakai
Product: hakai
Exons: 9
Coding region: 279-1400 (373 amino acids)
Biological process (GO): regulation of cell adhesion; protein ubiquitination
Molecular function (GO): ubiquitin protein ligase activity
Source: RefSeq, a predicted model, not a curated record
CAUGCAUGGACAUCACUAAACAAUAACUAACUAUUCAAGUAUUCAAUCAAGCAAGCGACUGCCACUUUUUUUUCUCUAAAUUAAAAUACUUAUACCCAAAACGCCACGAUAAAAUAAAAUAAUAAUAUACCUAUAUGUAUAGUGCGUGUAUGCGAUUAUCAAUAAUAUGUAUGUAUAUAAUAUGUACGAACGCAUUUAGUACGUAUUUGAUUCGUUACGUUGCAAGUGUUGAGGUUAGGUGAGCGACAGCGCAUCUCUAGUUUUCCUAGAAUUUCCCAAUGAAUAGCGAGAAAAGGAAUAAUCGUGGACGUGGGCGAGGGCGAGGCCGCGGUAGAGGCAGGGGUAGAGGUCGCGGCCGGGGCAAAAAGGUGCCCAAGGUAAUGUCCAGUGACGAAGAGGAAUGCUCCGUAGAAGAAUCUUCUCAAGACCCUGAGGAGCCGGCUCCGGAAGAGACAAAGGAAGAGGCUGAGUCCGCAGAGCCACCUAAAUUGGAAGUCCCCUCUGAUAUUUCUCAGCUUGAAGCUCCAGUGUUCACCACAUUGCAGCGAGGGCCUCCUGAACCCAUGCUCCGGUUGGACUGGUGUCAUAGAGCGACUCUUAUUGGAGAAAAAGUUCUUAAUCCAAUGAUAUAUUGUUGUGAUAUUUGUUCCAAACCUAUACUUAUCUAUGGACGCAUGAUACCAUGUAAGCAUGUGUUUUGCUUCUCGUGUGCUAGGGCUGAUCACACACACUGCCCUAGAUGUAGGGAAAAGGUUCUACGUGUGGAGCAAACAGGCCUCGGAACUGUGUAUAUGUGCACACAUUCUGGGACCCGGUAUGGCAACACAGGUUGCCGAAGGACGUAUUUGUCACAGCGUGACUUACAAGCCCACAUCAACCACCGACACAUAUCGUCAGGCACAGAUUCCAAACCGGAACCUGAACCUCCUACACCAUCUGUUGCUGUUGUCAAACCUAUAACUAUGGCGCCGCCGGCGGCGGGCGCGGGCGCGGCGAGCGCGGACCCGCGCACGCACACGGCCGAGCGGCGCCCGCGCACCAACCUCAUCACUGUGCCCAUACAGGACCAGGACCACCAGUACUACACCUACUACCCGCCGCCGGCGCCGGUGCCGCAGCCGCUGGGCGCGCCGGUGUCGGUGCUGCCGCACCUGUCGGUGCCGCCGCCGCACUCGUACUACACCGCGCCGCCAUACUCCACGCCGCCCGCCACUUACGUGCCUCCGCCGGGCGGUGCGAUGUCGACGGGCGCGGGCGCGGGUGUGGGCGCGGGCGGGGGCGGGGGCGCGGGCGCGGGCGCGGGCGCGGCGGUGAGCGGCGCGGGCGCGCGCUGGCCGGACGCGUACUCCGCGCCGCCGCCCGCCGCGCCGCCCGUCUGGCCGCAACACUACUACAGGUAGCCCCGGCCGCCCUAUAAUAGAAGACUGUUCUGAAGUGACAAUUAUGAGUGCCACCAUAACAGUGUAGUAUGAAUAUUGUGAAGUGAUUGUUGUUAUAAUGUAGUGGAAUGUAAUGAAAUCUAUAAAUAGACAAAUGAUAUAGUGCUUUGGAAUUGUGAUCACAGUCGUAAACUAUAGCUUAAUAUAAUAAAUAGUACGGCCACGACCCACCUCUCUGAAUCGACUCCGCCCACAUUGUUACCAGCUGAAUAGGGACGAUUGUACGCCACACAAGCCUAUACAUUCCCGAACAUACUGCGAUUAUGACGUCAGCCCUGGCGUCUUCUCACUUCACUCGAGCAUGGUACGUGUUCACUUGCACAGAUUUAUGGCAAUGUAUGUACAUAACACCGCGUCUGUUUCAUACAUUUUAUAGGAAAUCAGACGUAUGACUAUGGACUUUAAAAACCAUAUUUCUGUAGUAUGGACGUAAAUGUUGCUAAUAGAUAUUUGCAUAAUGGUGAAAAUCUAUUUGUAUAUGGAUUAAUAAUGUCUGUGUAAAAGUGUAAAUAUUGAAAUUCGAGAUUCCCUUUGUAUAUUAGAUUGAUCUCUAUAAUAAUAUCCCUGCUGUCUAAGACACAAACUAAGUGCCGAAGCUAGUUUUUGGGCAAUAUUUAUCCAUAAUUUUACUAGCUGAGUUUUCAGGUUUUGCAAAUUUUGUACUUCCAGUUUAUUUUCUUUUCAAGUCUUCCCAAUUAAUAUUUAUAUGUUUCCUACUAAUGUUGUCCAUAAUUUGAAGCAUCUAUUAUAUUCAUCCCAUCUUUAUUGUUAUUAUUUAUUCAUGUAACUAUGUAUGAACUACAUGUAUAAUAUAUAAUAGAGACAAGUGUAUUAAAACUUCAUAAUGAUCUGUUAGUGCAUUGGACAUUGGUUAAUUUGUGACAUGUGAAGGAAUAAUAUAUGUAAUGAACAAAAAUACAAACUAUGUAAUAAUUAA